GUGAAACCAACCAAUACUGGGAUAACUUGUCCAUAUAUGAGCAAGGCCACAUGAGAAUAGAAUGGCGAACCUCGGCCUCUAACGUGAAAAGAGAAAAGGAAAAGACUGGAAUGAAAAGGAGGUGCACCGACCUAUUGGGAACUGAGUUAUUGAUUGACGGGUUAUGUCUCGCGACAGACAGGACACCCACAUGCAGUCACUCAGGUGCCAAGCUGCGUGCGAUUGGUGGGAUGAGUACAAGCCCCAGCCCGAGCGUACACCUUCCACCAACUGGCUCCAUGCGCGAGCCAAGCUAUCACAUCCUGACACAGAUAGGCUAAGAAGGAAACCAGUGAUCCAGCGAGUUUUCUUCUAGUUUCCAAACUUCCAGGGGAUGGGGAUGGCUUGCGAGUCGCUAGUUGACCGCAAGGCUGGGGUGUCUUUGAUGGUAAGUCGAGCAUCCCAAAUCCAGCCUGUCUCCAGAUUCGAAGUGGGUACGGUGGCAUGUUCACAUGGAGCGUAUAUGUCUUCGGGUUGGGGUCGGACCGUAACCGAAGACAGGUAGUUUGCGAGGCUGGUAACAAAGGCUCCGGGCAACGCUCAGAAGGUUCAUCUUGAUCGUCAAUAUUACAUGAACCGUUGAUCCCGUGCCCACUAGUCGAUCAUGAUAUCGUUCUUCAAGAACGAUCCCUUUACCCUUUCUCAACUUGCUCAAUACGACGGGUCGGACGAUCUACGUGGCGCUCAAACGCAGGGUAUCGGACAUUCUUCGUG
Molecule: messenger RNA, 753 nt
Organism: Cantharellus anzutake
Lineage: Eukaryota; Fungi; Basidiomycota; Agaricomycetes; Cantharellales; Hydnaceae
Exons: 4
Coding region: 191-355 (54 amino acids)
Source: RefSeq, a predicted model, not a curated record